This is a messenger RNA of Macrobrachium nipponense, 783 nucleotides long. RefSeq lists its product as uncharacterized. The transcript has 4 exons. The coding region runs from base 231 to 782 and encodes 183 amino acids. The record is from RefSeq and is a predicted model, not a curated record. Gene Ontology annotation, molecular function: protein binding. NCBI's taxonomy places the organism in Eukaryota, Metazoa, Arthropoda, Malacostraca, Decapoda, Palaemonidae.
AUUGGUGAAGGAAAACCUCAAGAGAGAGAGAGAGAGGGAGGACGGAGCAGUAACCCGGUUGCCUGCAACUAGGCUAAGCUGUGCCGUGUAUAGACUGCUACAAAGCUUCUUACUAACCCCUGCAUUCACGUGACGGUUUGGGCAGGCUACGGACACCAUUAUAAGCAAACUGAGGAUUCAUCGGUUGGGAAAACUCGCCGACAGGUUAAUUGGAAAGGUGUGAAAACAACAUGGAUAGCUAUCAAAGUUCUAAUUCCAGGUACCAGCUCGAAAUACUUCCGGUGGAGAACGAGUGUUACGAAUGCAGUGAUGACGACCGCCCCACCUUACCUGUCGAAGUCCUCGAAGCAGUGGACCAGGGGAACUCAACCGUGAUCCAAGACUAUCUGAGCAGAGACGGAAACGUGAAUGCCCUGCAGGAGGACGAGAGUCUCCUCUCGAGGGCGUGCGCCCUUGGGAAGGUGGAGAUCGUCAAGAUGCUCCUGCAGUGCCCUGACGUCCACCUGAACGUCAAGUUCGAAGGGGCAACGCCCUUGAGUCGAGCUGCCCGAAACGGGCACGUCGAGUGCGUGAGACGCUCAUCGACGCUACUGUGGCCUGCAGCAUCCAACUGGACGGCUCCUGGAAAGCCAUCAGCAAGUGCCUCAAGACACAACCCCAGCUGCACCCUCGGUCAGCCGCCCACAUCCUCCGGGGGGCGUCCAGCAAAGGCCACUGGGACGUCCUCCGCCUGCUCUUGGACACCGACCACCACUUCGUCAAGGAGGACCUCUACCCUCUGAU